Molecule: messenger RNA, 180 nt
Organism: Eremothecium cymbalariae DBVPG#7215
Lineage: Eukaryota; Fungi; Ascomycota; Saccharomycetes; Saccharomycetales; Saccharomycetaceae
Gene: ATP18
Product: F1F0 ATP synthase subunit i
Exons: 1
Coding region: 1-180 (59 amino acids)
Biological process (GO): proton motive force-driven ATP synthesis
Molecular function (GO): proton transmembrane transporter activity
Source: RefSeq, a predicted model, not a curated record
AUGAAGAGAUUUGCAACGCCCAUUUUAAAGCCAUACUGGCCAUUCUUUGUUGGCGGUGUCACCGUUUUUUGGUUGGUCUCCAAGGCCGCCUCAGCUUCUGCCAACUCUGCAGAAUUUAUCAAUGACCCAAGGAACCCAAGAUUUCAAAGGGGCGGUAAGCAUACGGAAUUGAAGGAGUGA